UCGGGGUUGCAAACAUGCCAAGGAGGAGCAGCAGAAAAGGAAGGCACAGAGAGCCCCCAAAACUACCACGGGGCGAGUGUUCUCUUUAAACAUCGUCAUCCCAGGUCACUCCUUCGCGGCGGCAUUCCGAGGAGAAGCAGGACAGCAGCAAGAGCAACCUCAGGAAUUCCAUGUUCCGGUGACUCCACCUACAACAAGGAAGCAGAUUGUACCGGCUCCUGCACUGCAGAAAGAAACAGGUCAAACAAGAUGUCUCUAAGGCGGGGGAUAACGCCAAAUCUUGUGAACAAGCAGUUCAAUUCACCCAUCAAGCUGUACUCGCCCGAAAGCAUACAGGAAGCCCUCAACAAGCACACCCAGGCUCUGUCCAACGGCGCCAUCGGGGUUGAUUUCCACCAACUGGCAGCACCAAAUCUGGCAAAUUCUGCUGUUCUCAAGAUGCUGGAGGAGGAAGAGAGACACCGAGGAGGCAAAGAAGACAUAUCAGAGACGGAAAGUAGAAGAAAUCACCGAUUUGAAUGGCCACCAAAGGAUCUUGGCCACCGUAUCCAUGGCUUUACCGACGACAGCAAGUACCGUCAAAGUUCCUUCUCGGCUUUUUAUUUCAGCACUUUGCCAGGUCUGAAACGAGUUGCUUGGCCACCUCUUCCAGAGAAUUUUGAGAACAUUGUUACAGAGCAACCAGUUUACGGCAAGGAACAUGUUGCUGUUGCUGGGAAAAGUUACUGGGGGAGGGGGCACACAGACAGCAAGGUACCUAUAACUCAUCAGGCUCAGCAAAAUACUUGGCAGAAUUCAUUUGAUCAAGUGCCAGCAUCAUCACACCUACAGCAACAACCAGAACAGAAUAAUCAGUUCUAUCCACCUGCCCAACAGCAGGUGUACCAACCACAGUACGAGCCACCACCUGCAACAGUUGCCCUGCGACCCGCUGCCCCGGUGAGCCAGGAACCUCCACCUGUGUUUACGUCCCAACCCGCAGCAACAAAGGCAGUUGGAGUAAGGAUGAGGGGGGACGAGAAGUGGCCACCAACAGCUUACAAGAUGCAAGCUGCAGCUGAGAAUGAGGCUAGAAAAGCACUGGCUAAAGGACCUGCCUUCCGUCCAAAGAAAGUCCACAAAGACUAUUCUGCCUUCUUUGCCCAGAAUGCCCUCACCCCAAACUACCCAACAUACAAAGCUCCUCCUGGAACACAGCAUUACAUUGAAGAAGGAACAUCUACUUUCUGAGCACAUUUCAAAUUGUACCAAACCCUGCUACAUGAAAGAAAGUCACAUAUUUGUAUUUAAAAAUUAAUAAAUGUUGAUUAAUUCAAGACACUUCAGUAGCUUGACUAUAUACGCAAUCAAGGUAACAUCCUUGCUUUUGCCUUGAGGGGCUGAGAAAUACAAUGAAUAUCUCUGGAAGUAUAGCUGGUGCCCUUGUU
This is a messenger RNA of Cryptotermes secundus, 1427 nucleotides long. RefSeq lists its product as uncharacterized. The transcript has 7 exons. The coding region runs from base 250 to 1230 and encodes 326 amino acids. The record is from RefSeq and is a predicted model, not a curated record. Lineage: Eukaryota; Metazoa; Arthropoda; Insecta; Blattodea; Kalotermitidae.